UCAUAUUUAUUGAAUAAACAUUUGUGUCCGUGUUUUAUUUACUAUUUUAUUCAAAAUUUAUAAUAAUUACAAUUUGAAAUUUGUGUGGCUAUAAAGCUGAAAUUAUAAGGAAGCUAUUUGAGACUAAAAACACCAUGAAUAAUCUUAUAACAGCCGCUGAAUUUGAUUCUAAAUAUGACAUUAUUGAUACUGGAACACCAAGACAUACCGCAUUAUCGGGACGCUAUAAAAGGAGUUUCGCUUACUAUACACUGCGUGAACGUCUGCCCGUUAUUAUAACUGAAGUUAUUGAUCAAUUAAACAAAGAUAAAGAUGAAAUUGCAACACUUGGCAGUAAUGAUGAGGAAACACGCGAAGAAAUCAAAACCGUUGUGGGUUGUCUAUCCAAACUAAAAUAUCAACUGCAAACUGACAAAAAAUUUGAAAAAUUCAAUGGUGAAGAGCCCGAUAAAGAUGUGUGGAAUAACUUCAUAGCCAAUCUGCCCUCAGAUGUUGGCUCAUUCUUUCGUUCCUGUUGGUUAUAUGCCGAAUGUUAUAUGUAUCGCAAAGUGUCUUCCUUCUUUGAAAACACAUCAGCUCUAAAAUCUUUCGAUUAUUUUGCCAAAAAGAAAAAAAAUGGUCUAAAAACUGAUGGCAUUUUGGGAGUAGCUAAAGUAGUUAGACGCACUGAAAAAGAUCAAAAGACAUUUAGUAAUUUAAUUAAGCUUAAUUUAUGGGGCAACAAAUGUGAUUUAUCUCUCAUGAUACCCAAGGAAUUUAAACCUUCCGAUAAUGUAUUCGAACAAUUGGAUUCCUUCAAUAGCAACAUUUUGAUAGAUAAUAUCAAACAAAUAUGGGACUGUUUAGAAGCGGCCGAUCGCUCAAAACCAGUGAUAGUGGAAUUUAUUAAUGAUAAUGCCGGCUUUGAGCUGUUUACGGAUUUGGUGGUAGCCGAUUAUAUAAUUGAUAAACAAUUGGCUACAAAAGUACGUUUUAGUGUUAAACCUAUACCCUGGUUCGUAUCGGAUGUAGUGCCCACUGAUAUGCCCUGGACUCUGGAAUAUUUGAGUAAACACGAGUCACCCUUUGUAAAGGAGUUGGCCGCAAAAUGGAAGCAAUAUUUUGAAGAGGGUAAAUUUGUGUUAAGUCCCGUGCACUAUUUCUGGGUGUCGCCCUAUGAAUUCUACAAAAUGCGUGAAGUAGCCCCCGAUUUGUAUCAAUAUCUUGCACAGGCCCAUUUGGUGAUCUUCAAAGGUGACUUGAAUUAUCGCAAACUCUUGGGUGACUUGAGCUGGGAUCCCACAGACGAUUUUCUUACUUGCCUUAGAGGCUUUCAACCCACCAAUAUCUGUACUCUGCGCACUGUAAAAGCUGAUCUGAUAUGUGGCCUGCCUCAAGGGAAAGCUGAAGAAUUAAAUCGUUUGGAUUCACAAUGGAUGUGCACGGGAGAGUAUGGUGUCAUACAGUUUAUGGAGAAAGCGGCAUGUGGCUGCAAUGAGGCUAAAGAAAAUUAAGUUGAUGAUUUGGGGAAUUUUGUGGACUACGUUUGGUUUUUUGUCUAAUUCAAUUAAAACUUUUUAAUAUAAACAAUCAGUGAAAAUAUUUUUGUUAUUUUUUUUUUUAAAUUAUACACAAUUUAAAAUUAUUUACUUUAAUGGCUAAAUAAAGCCAUUUUAAAUAAAGAGUUUUGCUGAGCAAA
Calliphora vicina (urban bluebottle blowfly) is the source of this 1678-nucleotide messenger RNA. Its product is annotated as damage-control phosphatase ARMT1-like. Gene Ontology annotation, biological process: DNA damage response. The record is from RefSeq and is a predicted model, not a curated record. Gene Ontology annotation, molecular function: phosphatase activity. The transcript is spliced from 6 exons. NCBI's taxonomy places the organism in Eukaryota, Metazoa, Arthropoda, Insecta, Diptera, Calliphoridae. Bases 135 to 1493 code for a protein of 452 amino acids. Gene Ontology annotation, cellular component: nucleus.